Messenger RNA from Lepus europaeus (European hare), 1033 nucleotides. RefSeq names its product exosome component 7 (gene EXOSC7). Gene Ontology annotation, cellular component: nuclear exosome (RNase complex); cytoplasmic exosome (RNase complex). Gene Ontology annotation, biological process: nuclear polyadenylation-dependent mRNA catabolic process; nuclear mRNA surveillance; U5 snRNA 3'-end processing. The transcript is spliced from 8 exons. The coding region runs from base 33 to 905 and encodes 290 amino acids. Lineage: Eukaryota; Metazoa; Chordata; Mammalia; Lagomorpha; Leporidae. The record is from RefSeq and is a predicted model, not a curated record.
AGAUGACGUGACCGCGCGGCCGGCUCUGCAGCAUGGCGUCCGUGGCGCUGAGCGAGGCGGAGAAGGUGUACAUCGUGCAUGGUGUCCAGGAAGACCUCCGCGUGGAUGGCCGUGGCUGUGAGGACUACCGAUGUGUCGAAGUGGAAACCGAUGUGGUGUCCAACACCAGUGGGUCUGCCAGGGUCAAGCUGGGUCACACAGACAUCUUGGUGGGAGUGAAAGCGGAAAUGGGGACGCCGAAGCUGGAGAAGCCAGAUGAAGGCUACGUGGAGUUCUUUGUUGACUGUUCAGCCAAUGCUACGCCAGAGUUUGAAGGUCGAGGAGGUGAUGACCUUGGCAUCGAGAUCGCCAAUACCCUCACCCGGAUAUUUAACAAAGGCAGCCUGGACCUGAAGUCCCUGUGCAUUAGCCCUCGGGAGCACUGUUGGGUUCUCUACGUGGAUGUGCUGCUGUUGGAAUGCGGUGGAAAUUUGUUUGAUGCCAUUUCCAUAGCUGUAAAGGCUGCUCUCUUCAAUACAAGGAUACCAAGAGUUCACGUCCUAGAGGAUGAAGAGGGGUCGAAAGAAAUUGAGCUGUCUGAUGACCCCUAUGACUGUAUCCAGCUAAGCGUGGAGAAUGUUCCGUGCAUCGUCACCCUGUGCAAGAUCGGCUACCGGCACGUGGUGGAUGCCACUCUGCAGGAGGAGGCCUGCUCCUUGGCCAGCCUGCUGGUGUCCGUGACCAACAAGGGAGUCGUGACAUGCAUGCGGAAAGUGGGCAAGGGCAGCCUGGACCCCGAGAGCAUCUUCGAGAUGAUGGAGACCGGCGAGCGCGUGGGCAAGGCGCUGCACAGCUCCCUGCAGAGCCUUCUACACAAGGAGGAGAGCCUGGGGCCCAAGAGGCAGAAAGUCGGGUUCCUGGGAUGACUGGCACGCCUCCGCCUCCACUGCGAGGUCGGUCUGCCCGUUUCCUCCUGCACUGUGGUCUGUAUCUAUGUUUGUUACGUGUCACGCAUGCCAGGCAACAUUUGCACUUGUAAAAUUAAAGUCUCUUU